UCAAACAUUAUGGAUCUGAAUUUUAUUUCAAUUAUGCCAAAAUGUGAAUUAUGGCUGGCAAUAGAAAUGCCAAUGUUUUACCUGAUCCUGUUUAUGCAAUUCCUAUUAGAUCAUGACCAGUCAAUCCAAUAGACCAACUUUAUGAUUAUAUAGGAGUUGGAGCUGGAAAUCCUGCCUUUACAAUUAAUUCUUAUAAUGGUCUGGGGAAACAAUAUACGUCUUCAAAUUUAAGUAUGGGAUCUGGAAUAAAGGAAUGAGCAGAUUUAAUGAAUAUACGAUUAGUUUGACG
Paramecium primaurelia is the source of this 289-nucleotide messenger RNA. NCBI's taxonomy places the organism in Eukaryota, Ciliophora, Oligohymenophorea, Peniculida, Parameciidae. The record is from the annotation of a GenBank genome assembly.